This is a messenger RNA of Uloborus diversus, 1728 nucleotides long. RefSeq names its product nucleolar and spindle-associated protein 1-like (gene Mink). The transcript has 12 exons. The record is from RefSeq and is a predicted model, not a curated record. Gene Ontology annotation, molecular function: microtubule binding. Gene Ontology annotation, biological process: mitotic cytokinesis; mitotic chromosome condensation; establishment of mitotic spindle localization. Bases 73 to 1602 code for a protein of 509 amino acids. Gene Ontology annotation, cellular component: mitotic spindle; microtubule; nucleolus. NCBI's taxonomy places the organism in Eukaryota, Metazoa, Arthropoda, Arachnida, Araneae, Uloboridae.
GUUUUGAUUUAAUUUAAACAGUGCAUCAGCUGCGUAAUUGUACAGUUUUCUCUGAUUCUGUUACUAUUGUUUAUGAAAAUGGAGACCCCAACUACUGAAGAGAAACUAAAACGAUUAUCGUAUGCGGAACUGAAGAAGCACGCCAAGGUUCAUGGUAUUAAAGCAAAUAUGAAGGCUGAAAAGAUUAUUGCUGCUCUCAUCUCUGAAAAUAUAAAUGAGGAUAGUUUCCUUGCUUUGGAACAACAGAUUAUAAAUUCUUCUAAAAAGAAUAAAGAAGAAAAAUUUAACCGUGACAAAGUGGAUUCGGUUAGUGAAACACCUAGGCGGGAUACAUACACAGUUGAAAAUUCAGAAAUAAGAUUAGCUGAGAUUAAUGAGGCUAUUGUGAAAUCAGCAUCUCCAGAGUUGGACAGUUCCAAUGUUACAAUGUCCAGAGGUUCUGAAAGGAUUUUAAGAAAUCGUAAAGUCAGCUUUGUGACUCCCAUAAAGUCUCCUCGAGUGAGCUUUUCAUCUUCAAAAUAUAUUAGCUUAAAGGAUAGACCCAAGACUCCAAUUCCUGCACGAAGCUCCGAAGGCCGUAGAGUGUCUUUUGUUACUCCAAAUAAAACCAAACCUGGGCCCAAACAAUCAUUACCUACUACUCCUCAUCCAAUGGCCUCGAGACAAAAGGCAAGAAUGUCCAAAGAUGUUAUUUCUGAGAAAUUGAAUGAGACUCCACAAAAUGUUAUUCUUGAAGUGGUUGAUCAAGCUUCUGUUGAAGAGAACACUUGCAUAAAGCAGGAUGAUCCUUUAAAAGGUGUAUCAAGUGAAGUUGCUAUUGAAAUAACAGGACCAGAAGAUUCCCAGAAGGAUACUGCUGAAGAAAAGGAUGUCAGCAUUGUUGAAAAUUUGAUUCCAUCAUCGGGCUCUGUGAAACGUAAACGACCUUCCAGUCCAAAACAAUCUGGUAAGAAAGGAAAUGGUCGUUUGCAAUUGUCGAAUCGUAAGAAAAUUUUGACUCCAAACUUUAAAGCAAUCCAUGCAAAAAAUUUCCAAAAAAUGGAAUCCAUUGUUGAUUAUCAGAAGAGAAAAGCGGAACGUUCAGCGAAAAAAUUUGGAAAAAAUGUUUCAUUGCAUUCCAGGAUGGUGUCGACUCCAACAAUCAAAAAGACUCUUCCAAAACCUCCCAAUCAUCAUGCUGGGUUGUCAUUUAUACCUACCAUUACAGUGACUUCAAAAAUGAAUUUAGACUUUUCAUCUGUGGCUUCAAAAAACAAGAAUUCUUCAAAAGAAAACUCAAAACCAGUAUUUGAAGCGAAAGGCACAAAAGUAGAGAAUGCAAUAAAAAGUUCAGUUUCAAAACCAGGACCUAAGGAAAAAAAGAAUAUGAAGUUUGAUCUUAAGGCAAGUCUAAUGAAAAAGCUUCCAUACAAGCCUCACAGUGGACCUUUAAAGCCAGUUGAAAUUAAUUUGAAUAAUACCAUGAAUUCUAGCAUGUGCUUUCAUAAAAAUGCAGAAACCCAAAAUAAUACAGUGCAACAAACAAGGUUCAAAUCCCGAGCCUUUUUGAGAGGAGUUCGCACAAACCGCAGGUUUGAGUUGCAGAUGUCUAAAAGAUCUUGAAGAUGUGUUUUAACAAUAUUUUUACUUGCUUUUAUUAUCUCCAUUUGUGUAUUGUAUACAAUUAUUUUUAGGAUUGAACAUAUAUAUAGUACAUUUUUGUAUGUUUUAAAACAGUUGUAUAUUUUC